GAACAAAUCCAAAAUACGCUGUCAAAACAAUACCCCUUCGCUCUUCACCUACCCCCUAUCAUCCAUCAACUCAAACUGACACUGACAAAAACUUAAAUAAAAAUAAUAAAGACAAAAAAAAGAAAAAUAAUUGUGAUUUGUGUUUGCGAUUGCGAAGACGACGACGACGAAAUUUCGAGUUUAAAACGAUCUGGUGGAAUCUAGACGAGAUAAAAAUCCAAGCAAAAUAUAAAAGAAAAGUGUGAAUACGUCUCAAUAACAAAUUAACAGUGUAAAAAAUUAAUAUAAUUGUUUAAGUCUUGAAGUUUUAGUCGCAGCGCAAUAAAACAAAACUGGGAAAAAACGAACGAAUUUUUUUUUUUAAGAAAAAGAAAAAAUAGAAAUCCAAAAGUGAAAACCUUGUUUGGCAAAAAAAAAAUAAGACAAAAAUUCAUUUGAAAAUCAUUUUCUUCCUUUUGGGUUGGGUAUUUUGAGUUUGUGUGGAAGUUUUGUAUAAAAUUGUGGAAGAAAUUUUAAAAACUCUGCAAUCAUUGGUGGAAGAAACUCAAUACGUGCAAUGGAAGGAAACGCUCCUCCUAAAUUAUCAUCAAUCUCGGAUUUGGAAGACGUUCGGUUGAUUGUCAAGACAGCGAAUCAACAGUUCGAGGACUUGAUUGUCCAUAGUGAGCCCUCAUGGACUGUGCGAAGGCUCAAAUUGCACCUGUGCCAAGUGCAUCCUUCGAAUCCGAGCCUUCCAGAACAAAAACUUAUCUACUCAGGCCAAUUGCUCAACGAUGAACUAAUACUUAAAGACAUCCUACGAAGUUACAAAGAUGUUGAAACCGAAAAUCAUAUUUUUCAUUUAGUUUACUUACCAAAGAUUAGUGCCACAAGACCUAAAUUACCAGAACCCAAGCCAUUGUUGAAUAUUAAAAAACAAGAACAAAAAUUGGAAAAACCCAUAAUACCCCCGCCGCCAGUGAUACCAUCAUCAACUGAUGGUCUACGUCAUCGAAAUGUUGCAUCUUCAUCAUCAUCAUCAGCAUCAACAUCUGCAUCAAUUCCAUCUGUGUCAGCGUCAACAUCUGCAUCAAAAACACCUUUUACAGCUGCGUCACAACAACCACAAGGAGCAGCAACAUCAGCAUCAGCAACGACAACUCAACAAGAGCAACAACAGCAGCAACAACACAUACCAAAUAUAGCUUUUGCAUUUUCACAACUUGCAGGCGCUGCUGGAUGUCUUAGUAAUAUGCCCAAUGUGAUGCCUUACCUUUAUCCGGGUCAGGCGAAUAUUGGUCCCCUUACGGAGCAACAGGUGGCAAUGCAGAAUUGGGUUCAGCAGAUCUAUCAUAACUACAUGGAACAGUGUCUUAAACUUGCUAAUGUAACGUUUAAUGAAGAUCAAAUUCCAAAAAUUGCGCCCUGCAUACCAAUGUUUAUGCCGAUGCCACAGUUCAUGCCACCAGGCUUCCCAAAUCCACAACCAACAAUACCUACUGCAACCAGUAGUGUGCCGUCGGCAUCAGCCUAUUCGUCGCCGCCGCCGCCUGCAGAAUCGGACACGCCUGGUACGAGUCGAGCUGCAAGAGCCAAUUUUGCUCCAAGAGUGAUACCUGUGAUACCGCCAACGGCAGCAGCAACCACAACAGCAACAGCAGCACAGCAACCUCAACCAGGUGUUGCUCCAACUGUGGGGACAGCAGCGGCACCAGCCGCCGCCCCAGCACAGGCUCCAGCUCCAGUUCCAGCUGAAAACGUGGAACAACCACCACCACAACCCCGUUUUCCCAAUAUUGUUCAAGAAGAACAAGACAAUCGCGAUUGGCUGGACAGUUUUUACUCAGUCACUCGCCUCUUAGCACUGCUCACACUUGUUUAUUUCUACUCAUCGCCGCUCAGGUGCCUCGUUGUUGCUAUAAUUGCUUUUGGAAUUUAUCUAUAUCACACGGGAUUCUUUCAAACCCGGAGACAAGGCCAAGCCCAAGCCCAAGCCCAAGCUCAAGCCCAAGCUAACAACAACAAUAGAAAUAUAAACAACAAUCAAAACAUCAAUGACAACAAUGCUCCAGCGGGAGGAGAUGCAGCCGCAGCAGCAGCAGGAACAGCAGCAGCCACAGCACACGAUACUCCUCCCCAAGCGGCGGCAACGACAGAAACUAAUCAAAGUACUGCUGGAGAUUCAGAACCAUUGAUUAGUUCAGCUGCACCGCCAGGAUCCGAAACAACAACAACGUCGCUAAUAGCAUUCGUUCGAACAUUCGUUGUGUCAUUCUUUGCUUCAUUGCUGCCCGAAACGCCAGCAUUGUAAUAUUAUAUAUACGAGUAUAUGUUAUUGUAAUUUUGGAUCUAUUUGUUGUAAUUAUAGUAUUCUUGAAUUAAUAUUAUUAUUGUACCAUUUAUUAUUAUAUAAUUAUAUAACUCACUAAAUUUAGGAGUUUUAACAUUU
Eupeodes corollae is the source of this 2428-nucleotide messenger RNA. RefSeq names its product homocysteine-responsive endoplasmic reticulum-resident ubiquitin-like domain member 2 protein (gene Herp). The coding region runs from base 557 to 2290 and encodes 577 amino acids. Gene Ontology annotation, molecular function: protein binding. Gene Ontology annotation, biological process: endoplasmic reticulum unfolded protein response. The record is from RefSeq and is a predicted model, not a curated record. The transcript is spliced from 4 exons. NCBI's taxonomy places the organism in Eukaryota, Metazoa, Arthropoda, Insecta, Diptera, Syrphidae.